GUGAUUUUUGCACUUUUCAAUUAGUCGGAGGAGGGUUUAUUUACACCUUUUUCCUUGUUUUUUACUACUCCAAAUCUCCAAUACUCUGUCUAUUUUUUGCUUCGCUACAAACCUACAAGUAGGAAGUUUUAGGACACGUCGAACAAAGUUUUAAGGUUCCACACGUGGCAUGAUGAUUGGAAGAAUUUAAAAGGCGAUUGCGGAUUCCGUUGAUUGAGGCUUAUCAAAGUCCCCAGAAGUGGUUAAAAAUCAUCAUUUUCCUUUGACAUUGUGUCCACACUAAUUCUCUCUUCAUCGACUCCAAAUUACCCUUUUUGCACAAUUUGUGCCAUGAUUCUUGCAUUUACAAUCAAACAACAAACAGUUAUGCACAUACAUUCUUAGAACUGCAGAAAAUAUAUCCCGAAUACCUGAAAAUUAGAAAAGUGGGGAUUAGACUUCACAGUUUAGAGCGAAUAAAGUUUUGGUCAACCAUCGUAGUAACGAGGUGUUAAUUCUGAUGGUCGUUUACAAAAGAUCAUACCUACUACUCUACUAGUCUACUACCAGUUUCUAACAAAAUUCUAAUAGUCUGUUGUUUUACAAUUCUGGCUUUUGACUUUUAUUUUUUCACUUUUGGUUCUUCCUAUGCAAAUUUUCUCAGGAUAAGUUACUUAGGCUAUGUUUGGGAUGGGCUAUUCAGCUCAUUAUGGGCUGGAAUACAUAAUUUCAGACGAUCAUGGAGAAAGUAGUCUUGUUUGGACAACAAGCUACAUUGAACUGAAAUAGAAAAAAAAUGACUGAAACCUAACGCUAUCAAACGAAGCGUUUCUGUCCAGCCGAUAAUAAAUGCAUUUUUUACUCCUGAUUUACCCUUAGCUCUCUUCCCAGGAAUUCAUACGAUAACAGAACUCAUGAGUCACGCCUUCAUUGCUAAGUAGAUGUAAAUCCUAUAACCACAAAUCAUGGUCUUGCUGAGUUGAUUGUCACCGACUUUCACGAUCAUUCCGAUGGGAAAAUAAAACUUUUUCCUUGUUGUGUUGUAGCAUUGUAGCAAAACCAAUCGUUCAUGAUGAUGCAUAUCUUGAACUACCUGCGUACCUGUGUAUAUACUUCGUAUUAUAUACACACAUAUGUUAAUUAAUUAAAAUAUAAAAUCAUUAUAAUAAUAUCUUUUUGAAAGUAAUAAUAUUUAAUUCUAUUCAUUAGGGGUGGGCAUUUCGGUUUUCGGUUCGGUUUUCUUCGGUUUCGGUUCGGUUUCGGUUUAAUCGGUUUGAUAGAAAAUGUACCAAAUACAAACCGAUUAAGUUUCGGUUUGGUUUCGGUUUGGUAUGGUUCGGUUCGGUUUGGAGUUCGGUUUACCAAAGUAUUGAGGAUUGGAUUGAAAAAAAAAACUCAAAAUAAUGAACCAAGAAGCGAUAGUAUGAACCAAAUAUAUUGUUAGAUAUAAAUUUGCAAACAGUAACAAAACAUGUAUGAACUAAAAAUAUAUAAGCAUGACACAUUUGUAAGCAACAACAACAACGUGAAUGAAUCAAAUUAUAUAUAAAGUCAAAACAAAAACAAAAUUGGUGCUCGUAAGUAAUGAACCAAAUAUAUAGUAGUAGUAGAUAAUAAAUUAUACGUAGUAGUUAAAUACUAUCUACUUAAACCACUAUAAUUGUUACAGUUGUGAAUGUAACUCUUGUAGUAAACUAUAGUCCCGGACACUAAAAUUAAAGAAUUAAAUCUUCAAAAAGAUUAACAUCAAUCAAAUUAAUGAGAGAAAUCUUAUAUUUUGGUUUGGUUUAGUUUGGUGUAAGUAGGUUUUGAUUUGUUAUUUUAAAAAAAUAAGAAAUUAUUUCAUUUUUAGAUUAGUUCGGUUUUAUUCGGUUUUAUUCGGUUUUAUGAUUUCGGUUCGGUUUGGUUCGGUUUAAUACGGUUUGGCAGGAAUACUACCAAACUCAAACCAAACUACAAAUGGUUCGGAUUCGGUUCGGUUUAAUUCGGUUUGGUACGGUUCGGUUCGGUCAAACCGAACCAUUAUGCCCACCCCUACUAUUCAUAAUUAUAUGUCCUUUAAUGUAAUUUAAUUUGUCCAGUCACUUUUUCAUCUUUUUUUGCCAAAUGAAUUUACUUCAUUCAGCUAGCACUUCAGAUUCAACACAUUAAUAUUCAGUUUCAGACAAUAGUCUAUGUUUCAGACAAUUGUCUCUAAUUCAGACAUUAGCUUCGAGCUUCGUCUCGUUGUGCCAAACAUAGCCUUAAACUAACCAAAAGUUGCAAAGAAUGCGAGAAUAAUGCACCAAAAGCAAUUAAAUGAAAGAAAGCUAUCAAAUAAAAGCUGGAAGCUAAAAUGCAUUCUCAUCCUCAGUCCCUUGCAUUCUUUUUUCCCACUUUACCAUUUGGUAAUGAGUUCCUUGAGACUUUAGGUCCUUUCUGACACGCAACUCACCGUUUGUUUACCUACAAUGUAGGUUAAUAAUCAUCUAAAAAGUGACCGGAAGAACCAAAAGUCAAAACAUUUGAAAUCGCACACAAAAAAUUGUGAAACAAAAGUUGAGGGCCAAAAAUAAUAUUCCCUCCGUCUCGGAAUUAUCUUCAUUCUUUCCUUUUCGGUUCGUCCCAAAUUUAUCUCUAUUUUCCCUUUUUGGUAAAGAAUAUGUGGUUCACAACCAUUCUUACACAUUUCUCUCUCCUCUGCAUAACUCUCCACCACACAAAUCCCACUAUCUUAAAACCCGUGCCCGGUCAAAACCAGAGUUAAAUAUGGGACGGAGGGAGUACGUAGUAUUCUCUUCGUCCCAUUGGACUUUGACAACCUUUCCUUUCUGGUUAUCCCAAAAAACCUUGACACUUUCCAAUUAAAGCAAAUAAUUUGUGGUUCUACACAUUUAUCUCUCCUCUGCAUAAAUCUCAACCACACAGUUUUUACCUUUCUUAUUUCUCACCUACUUUGCACUUGUCAAAAUCCACCGGGACGGAGAUGGUAAGAAUAAUAAUAAUAACCUAAAAGUAGGAAAAAAUUCCAUUGUACUCAAACAGGUUCCAACCUACGUUACAAGAACCAGACCGGACUAGGAGGUUCGACCCGGAAACCGGCGAACUGGACCCAAAUCCAGUCGGAACCCGCUAAUGUAUCAAUAACUGGAAUUACCCAAUGGACUGCGCAGAACCGGACCGAAACCGGGACGACCCAAACCCUGGAAAUUCAAUCAACAUGGACUUGGAACGCAAAAAUGUUGCCGAAGGGAAUCGAUCCCUUGCUCUCCACGAGAAUCGGAUGCCACCAAACCAUUGUACUUUCCUCUGUAUUGUAUUAGUUGCAACAUUGCAAUUUAUACACUAUUUAUAUACUCUAUUUUGACCACAUUUUAUUCAUUAAUGAAUGUGAAAUAUAUUUUUCGAAAAAAAUUGUUGAAUUCAUCUCAUUAUUAAGUUUCAUAAUAUGAUUUUUAAUUACUUUUUACUAAUACAUAAUUAAAUAAAAUGACGGUCAAAGUUGCGUGUUGACAAACGUGAAAAAUGGAAUGUUGCAACUAAAAAAGAACGAAGGGGGUAGUACUUAACUACUUAAGCUACUUGGUAUAAUAUGCGCUUUAGCUAUUCUAAUAUUGUUUCCAAGUAUAUCGUGACGUAAGAAGGUGUUUAUAAUUAUUACUGCAAAUACAAAUCACAGUAAGAAUAAGAACAAAUAUUAUUUCUGUUAUUAAAAGUGAUAUUUAUUGUCUCCAAUUUCAAAUACAUUUUAAAAUUUGUAUAUUUUAGAACACUUUUUCCAUCAUUUGCAACGGAGCCAAAGACUCGCUGUUUUUUUGUUUAAGAAUAGGUAAAAUUUCCGAAAUAGAAGUAAAAAAGUUUGAAAAUUCCAAAAUAGGACUGCCAUGUUUUUAUUCCUAAAAUAGGAGUAAUUAUUGUCAUGUUUGGAAAAUAAUGUCAUGUUUAAAGUCAGUCUCUGGCAGUAAUUAGUCUUAUUUUGGGAAUAAAAACAUGAUAGUCCUAUUUUAGAAUAUACAAACGUUUUUAGCUCUAUUUAGGAUAAUUUUUCUUAGUAAUAUGAUGGAAUAAAGCAAAAUGACUCACUAGUUUGCGCUUCUUUGUUAUGAAGCAGCAAUCAGUUCAUACAAUUUUUGACGUGAUUUUCACUAUGAGUCAUCCGGAAACAGUCUCUGUACUUUAGUACAGGGGGUAAAGUACCGUAGGUGGGGAGCCUUUGCGAGGAGUAAUGAUGAUGAUGAUGAUAAUUUAGAACACUUGUUUAUUUUCCAUGUUUGUCAAGUAUUAUCAUAUUUUUAUUUUAGUCAAUUUUGACUGGGUCUAUUGACCGUUGACGGGGUCAUUUCUCCCGCUCGCCCUCUGAUCCGGUUUUGACAAGAUAGGUUACAUCACCCACUUUCUACUAAACCAACAAUGUUUUCAGGAUAUGGGAAACCUUUAUGGUAGUUCUGGUCAUCUACACAGCAUGGGCGUCUCCUUUUGAAUUCGGUUUCCUUAAAAAACCAGAAGGGCCAUUGUCUAUUAUUGACAAUGUUGUCAACGGAUUUUAUGCAAUAGAUAUAGUCCUUACCUUCUUUGUGGCAUACCUGGAUAGGACCACAUACCUUCUAGUUGAUGACAGAAAACAGAUUGCUUGGAAGUAUGGGAGUACUUGGUUGGCAUUUGAUGUCGUAUCCACAAUCCCCUCGGAGCUGGCCAUGAAAAUCAUGCCAAAACCUCUAAGAUCAUAUGGAUUAUUCAAUAUACUUCGCCUCUGGCGUCUCCGCAGGGUUGGUGCUUUAUUUUCCAGGCAAGUUCUUUGGCUCCUUUUUUGUAGGGUCUGUUUGGUAAGUGUUAUUUGUCUGAAUCUGCUGAAUGAGUUUUAUGAAAAGAAGAAGAUGAGGAAAUAUUGUUUGUCAUAAAGCAAAGAAAAAGGUUAUUAGAGCUUAAAAUGACUGAAGUGGCCGAAUUUGGUGAGUAGCAAAUAUAAAGUGAGUAGCAAAAGUAAAGGUAUUAAGGUACUUUCAAAUGAAAAAUAUACAGAAAGGGAAAGUGAUGAAAGCAUUAAAAUUUUCUAAAACGCGAUGUGAUUUGUCCAAUCACAACUAAUCUUUUUUUUUCUUUACGCAGAUUGGAGAAAGAUAGGAAAAUUAACUAUUUCUGGGUUCGUUGUGCAAAGCUUAUUUGCGUCACUUUAUUUGCUGUACAUUGUGCUGGAUGCUUCUAUUAUCUUCUGGCUGCUGAUUAUCGUGACCCAAAGAUGACAUGGAUAGGGGCAUCUAUGGAAAACUUCCUUCAUAGGAGCCUAUGGAUUCGCUACAUUACUUCAAUAUAUUGGUCAAUCACAACCCUCACUUCUGUUGGUUAUGGUGACCUACAUGCAGUGAAUACUCGGGAGAUGAUUUUUGACAUUUUCUACAUGCUCUUCAACUUGGGGCUUACUUCUUACUUGAUAGGAAACAUGACUAAUUUGGUGGUCCAUGGUAACAGCAAGACCAGGCAAUUUAGAGACACCAUUCAAGCCGCAUCGAGUUUUGCUCAAAGGAAUCAUUUGCCAGUUCGUCUUCAAGACCAGAUGCUUGCACAUUUGUGCUUAAAGUUUAGAACAGAUUCAGAGGGGAUCCAGCAGCAAGAGACUCUUGAUUCCCUUCCCAAAGCCAUCAGGUCAAGCAUAUCACAUUUCCUCUUUUAUUCCAUGGUUGACAAGGCCUACCUUUUCCACGGAGUAUCAAGUGAUUUACUCUUCCAACUGGUUUCGGAGAUGAAACCGGAGUACUUUCCACCCAAGGAAGACGUAAUCCUGCAAAAUGAAGCUCCCACAGAUUUCUAUAUUCUAGUGACUGGAGCUGUGGAUCUAUUGGUUCUUAAAAAUGGAACUGAACAGGUUGUCGGGGAGGCAAAAGCGGGAGAUCUAUGUGGUGAGAUAGGGGUUUUGUGUUAUAGGCCUCAGAUAUUCACAGUACGAACGAAACGUUUGAGCCAACUUCUACGGAUGAACCGGACCACGUUUCUGAAUAUCAUUAAGGCUAAUGUUGGUGAUGGGACCAUAAUCAUGAACAAUCUUCUUCAGCACCUGAAGGAGAUGAAGGAUGAUCCAAUAAUGGAAGGAGUCCUGUUAGAGACAGAAAAUAUGUUAGCAAGGGGGAGAAUGGAGUUACCUUUGACCCUUGGCUUCGCAACACAAAGGGGAGACGAUUUGCUGUUGAAUCACUUGUUGAAGAGGGGUUUAGACCCAAACGAAUCAGAUAACAAUGGGAGAACCGCCCUUCAUAUAGCAGCAUCCAAAGGAUAUGAAAAGUGUGCCAUUCAUCUUCUGGACUUUGGAGCCAAUCCCAACCUUAUAGAUUCUGAAGGGAGUACACCCUUAUGGGAAGCCAUCUUGGGAAAACAUGAACCGAUCAUCAAGCUACUGUUGGACAAAGAUGCAAACAUAUCUGCUGGGGACGUUGGUCAGUUCGCAUGCAUUGCUGCCGAGCAGAACAACCUCGACCUCCUCAAAGAAAUCACCCGUUGUGGUGGGGAUGUAACCCUGCCAAGAACCAAUGGCCCCUCGAAGACAGCUCUCCACUACGCCGUUUGUGAAGGCAAUGUCGAGAUGGUCAAAUACCUGUUGGACCAUGGGGCUGCCAUCCAAAAGCCAGACGAGUACGGGUGGACCCCAAGGGAUCUGGCUGAGCAACAAGGGCACGAAGACAUUACUGUGCUCUUUGAAUCCCGAAAUGAUCAAUCCAUCACCGCCACGGUGCCUGAAGACCCGCCUGGUAGGGUCAGCUUUCUCGGGAGGUUCAAAAGUGAGCCCAAAAUGUCUCCCACGACACAAACCGAGGGACCGUUUGGGGGGCAGUCUCGCCCCAGGCGUAGGACAAACAGCUUCCACAACUCGCUGUUUGGUAUAAUGUCGGCUGCCCAAAGCAUUGACCAACCAAUCCUCUUACCAGUUGCAGAAACCACCACAGAAAAUCCCUACCGCAAGAGGGUAACAGUUAGUUGGCCUGAGAAAGGAGACAUUGCAGGAAAGGUUGUGUUACUACCUAAGAGCUUCAAAGAGCUACUAGAGAUCGGGGUUAAGAAGUAUGGAUUCUUGCCUUCCAAGAUUCUGAGCAAAUCAGGGGCAGAAAUAGAUGAUAUUGGAUUGAUCAGAGAUAAUGAUCAUAUUGUUUUUGCAAAUGAUAAUAGAAAUCCAGAUGUAAAAUGACUAAACUCUGGCAUGUGUUGAUCUGCCAAUGAAGAUAGAAGAUUGCCCUUCAAGCAGUGGAAGCCUAAUACACCUUUAACAUUAUCCAAAUAGUUUUAUGCGGGUUAGACAAAAGAGGAGUGCACUAGACAGUACCUGUAAAGAUUCCAGUGAGGAUCAUACCUAGCACUGAAAAUAAUUCCAAAAUGAACUUAUGACAGUAUGCUAAAAAGAAAAG
Cuscuta europaea is the source of this 7346-nucleotide messenger RNA. Lineage: Eukaryota; Viridiplantae; Streptophyta; Magnoliopsida; Solanales; Convolvulaceae. The record is from the annotation of a GenBank genome assembly.